This is a messenger RNA of Osmia lignaria (orchard mason bee), 574 nucleotides long. Its product is annotated as cytochrome b-c1 complex subunit 7. NCBI's taxonomy places the organism in Eukaryota, Metazoa, Arthropoda, Insecta, Hymenoptera, Megachilidae. Gene Ontology annotation, cellular component: respiratory chain complex III. The record is from RefSeq and is a predicted model, not a curated record. Gene Ontology annotation, biological process: mitochondrial electron transport, ubiquinol to cytochrome c.
UAGUAAAUUGAUGCUAGUAACUACGUUUUGUAAAAUCGAAGUUAUUCAUAAUACGAACGACCGCAAAGUAGUUUCGACUAGUAAGUUUUGAAAAAUUUGGUUUUGUAGUGAAUAAAAAUUGUGAAAUAAUAAAAAUGUUAGCUCUAAAACGUACCUUUCCUGGUUUACAAAGAUGGGCAUACAACUUGUCUGGUUUUAAUCAGUUAGGUUUAUUUCGAGAUGAUGUCCUUCAAGAAACUCCAGAUGUAAUAGAAGCACUUAGACGAUUACCACAUAAUUUAAAAGAAGAACGUGAUUUUCGCCUUGUUAGAGCUGUGCAAUUAAAUACCUCGAACAAAAUUUUACCAAAAGAACAGUGGACUAAACUAGAAGAGGAUGUACCAUAUCUUCAACCAUAUGUAGAUGAAGUAAUACGGGAACGCAUAGAAAGAGAAGAAUAUGAUGCUCAGUAAAGUAUAAAUUGAUAAAAUGUAAUAAUUAAAAUUAGUAAAAUUAAUAUUUAUCUUAUGUCUAGUUUACUAAAAUUUAAACUGUUGAUUUGAAUCUGUAAUAAAUGAAAAUUAAGUAGAUUAUA